AUCGCUUACUGUACAAGUGUCGUGGAAUUUUAGUGUUCAAUCUGCCUAUCGCGCAUGUUUAUGGGAGGAAGCCGGGGUACCCAGGGAAAGACCCACAAAGGAAGGCCGGAGCCUGGAGUGAACCCCUUGCACUUGAUACUGAGGCAGACGUGCUAACCACUAAUCUACUGUGCUGCCCUCUCAACUAAUAUUUUUAACAAAUCCAAAAAAAUGGCUUAUUCAAGUCUAGACUAGACAUGUGCCGAUUACCGGUUUCGAGAUAUACCGUGGUAUGAAAACGUUAGUUUAAAAACCACAAAAAUUUUCCGUCAUACCGUCCCCAAGGUUCUAGCAAUUUGUUUUAUGUCCCAAAAAUGCAUGGAGAAAUCCCUUGCUUGCAGCUGCAAGGCUUGACCAUCCCCCACCGGUUGUUGCUCAGUGUAAGUGAGUCAGCUGUGCUACAUGAAGGCUGGAGGAGGUGAAACUCCUGAUCUUUUACAGACAUGUUUGCGGAGGGUGGCUGCAGAGGAGGCAAUACCUUCAAUAUGAUUUCGCAUUUAUACAAAAUUAACCCUAUAUUGCCAAAUGAAUCACAUUUGAUACACCUAAAAUUUCAUGAUUUUGAGACUAAUUCCGAAUUUUGACAUUCCUUUUUGAAAAAAAAAAAAAAUGAGAUAUGCAAGUCAACGCAUGCAUCUAAAGGUUCCAUGAGAAAAACAAACAGGAUUUAGCAAGGGUUAUAGAUAUCUGAGCGCUUAUUACAUAUUCAUUUUGACUUUUCUUUUUACAAAUUUGAAAAAAAGUUUUCAUUAGGACCUUAUUUUUCAAAUUUUGGGAUUCUCUGAUAAGUGCUUCAUAUUGCUGGCAUUACAGGGUUAAAGGUUGGUAAACUCUGUUAUGAACGUUUCCCACCAGCUACGAGCGUUAACUCCAGCGUGUUUAGUGUGUCUAGCGGUGGUAAAACGUGUUUUUUUUCUCUCUGAAAACAGUGUUGAGAAAGAGUGUGUGUGUGUGUAUAAUGAAAACAUUAUACAAGUCAUACACACAUGCUUUUUGUGGGGAAAAAAAAAGAUAUAUAUGUUGAGCUGUUGGUUUAGGCUCACCUAAAAGACUGCAUUUGUUUUAAUUUUAUUUAGAAUAUAUAUGGCAGAAAACACUCAGGUGACUUGAAGUUCCGAAACCCAAUUUGGCCAAAUUUCAAAAUUGUCCGAUAUGCAUGUGUGAUACAUCAUUGGAAUGCUUAAAAUCUCAAUUUUCUGGGGGAAGAAAAAUUUUGGGCAGGAGGUCAUUUAAAAAAAAAAUAAUAAUAAUAAAUAAAAAAUAAACAGCAAAACCCAUCCGGAGGUGAGAGCACCCGAGAGCAGAAUUACUGAUGCCAUGACUUUAACGAAAUAUUAUCGCGUACUUACCUUGUUUCGAUCCAAAAACUCCAUGUCCCAUGUAUCACUGAGUGUCAAGACACAGCUGUGAAUGGCCACAGAUGGAUUUUUGGCGAUUUUAUGGGUGAAACAUGGUAAUAUAACAAAGGGUCGCGAUGCAGAAAUCGCAGACAUCAAGGAGUGGUCGAGAUGUUCUUUUCCAGAUAUUUACCCUUUAAAACUUUUUUUUCUCCCAAUUUUUCUUUGUUUGAAUCAAUUAUAUCAUCUAAUAUAUCAGGGGAAAUGCAACAGUAACAAAAAAAAAAUACAAUUUAGCGAUAGUUAUGGGGUAGAUAUCGGUGACUUUUUGUUUGUUGUGACGUAAUUUGUUUAAAAGUUUAAUAUAUGCGAGUGAAUAAUUUUUUAAAGUCUUUUUUUUUUUUUAAACAAUAUUAGACCAAUUAAUGAUUCUAAGCUAAAAAUGAUAGACAUUUUGAAUAAUAAAUAUAAUUACUUACCUUGUUUUCAUGGCUGGGUUGAAACAAAAACGGUUGUAAACGGGGGUUUCAAGGGUAAAACGGGCAAAUUAAAAAUAGUUCGGGGGCUUAAUGCGCCAUGAAUCUGCUAUGGCAGCAUAUAGACUAAAUGUUCUAUCAAACACAACAGUUGUUUUGGCUUAAAAUACAGCAGUUUCUUUUAAAGAGGAGUGCAAGAGCAGAAACUGCUUUUUCAGUCUUCUGUUUUCCGCCAUAUAUAUAUAUUUUUUUAACUUUACAUUAUACUUAGGUUCCAGUUUGCUAAUAUGUUAUGAAAAAUCAAAAUCCUGUUCAAUGGAAAAAACUUUUUUUUUUUUUUUUUUUAACAGAGAUUUCUGAAAGUAACACAUUUUAGAGUUGUAAUUGCAAUACCUUGAUACCGUGAUAUUUUGGCUGAAGGUUAUACCGUCAGAAUAUCAUGCUGGCACAUGCCCAGUCUAGACUGGUCAAUAUUUAGUCAAUUUUCUGGUUAUUGGCAUGAUGGCCCGUUUGGACUUAGGCGAAAACAUGGAGGAAUCGAACGUUAUUGAGAUACACUGGUGAGCAUUGGGCUGUAAACCACUUUUGAGAAAAAAAACAAUAAAAUUCACCUGAUAAAACCACUAAUGAUUUUAUUUGAUGGGGUAGUAUUUUAGUUCAGUCUGCAAGUGUACUUUGAAAUGCAUUCAUAUUGAAACUAUUAAAAAAAAAAAUUCCCCAAACAUUUAAUAUUUUCUUUUUAUUCACACAAUUUAAUUGAAUUCGUCUUGUCUGUCACACCAUGAAUGAAUUUGGCGUGAUGGUAUUUCUUUCCAAACCGUCAGGUGGCGACAGAUGUAAUCAAGAGAAAACGUCGAAGAAGAAACACUGACGAACUCGACUUGUACAAAGUGUACAUGGGAAAACACACACGAAAGAAAGGUUGACUGCGUCCAUAAUGCCGUAUCUGGGCAAUGAUGACACGGUGAAGGACUUGAAGAGGGUUCUCUCCAACCCCCACGUCCAAUCUGACCAGCUGCGUUACAGGAAUGCGAUUCUCAAAGUCAUCAGGAUAAUGUCGCAAGGUGUAGAUGUCUCCAGCCUGUUCAGUGAGAUGGUCAAAGCAUGUGCCACAGUAGACAUUGUCCAGAAGAAACUGGUCUAUGUCUUCUUGUGCUCAUAUGCCUCUCUGAACCCAGAGCUUUCUCUGCUGGUCAUCAACACACUGAGGAAGGACUGCCAAGAUCCAAACCCAAUGGUCCGCAGCUUGGCCUUAAGGAACAUGACCAACCUGAGGUUGCCCAGUUUGAUGGAGUAUGUGGAGCAGCCUCUCACAGCUGGACUUAGAGACAGAGCGGCCUGUGUGCGACGGGUUGCUGUUCUUGGUUGGGCCAAACUGCAUAAACUCCAACCUAAUUCGGAAAUCGAUGGUGCAGUGGUGAAUGAGCUGUACAGCCUUCUUCGGGACCCAGAUCCUGUGGUGAUGGUGAACUGCCUUCGAGCUCUGGAAGAGAUCUUGAAGGAGGAAGGAGGGGUUGCAAUUAACAAACCCAUUGCUCAUCACCUCCUCAAUAGGCUGAAGGAAUGUGACGUGUGGGGUCAGAGUGAAGUUCUUAAGAUACUCCAGCGCUAUCAACCUCACUCUGAAGAUGAGCUCUUUGACAUCCUCUCUCUGCUGGACGCUUCCUUGGUCAGCCCUCACACGCCAGUCAUGGCCGCCACGCUGAGCCUCUUCCUUAGCCUGUGCUCGACUUUGCCUGCAGUCAGCCUGGCAGCUCUGGAACGAGUACGGGGUCCCCUGCUGGCUGCUUGUGGGAGUGCAUCUAGAGAGAUCAGGUUCACUGUGCUAUGCCACAUUCAGUUGCUCUUGCGCUCUGUCCCUGGCCUGAUGGGGGCACACUACAAACGUUUUUUCUGUGGCUAUGCUGAACCAGCAUAUAUCAAGCAGAGAAAGAUGCAGGUGCUGGUAGAGCUGGUAAAUGAUGAUAAUGUUGCAAUGUUACUGGAUGAACUGAAAGAAUACUGCACUGAUGUCAACACAGACACUGCCCAAGCUGCAAUAUCAGCUAUUGGUCGUAUUGGACGGAGCUACAGCGACAGAUGUCUCGUGAUUCUCACUGGACUGCUCGGGCUUAAACAAGAGAACAUCACAUCUGCUGUGGUACAGACAAUGCGGGACCUAGUCUGGGUGUCUCCACAGUGCAGUGACACUGUGUGUAAUGCUCUGGAGGGGUGCGAGGAAAUACUGCACGAUAGUCAGGGUAAGCAGGCCUUACUCUGGUUGCUGGGAACAUAUGGCGAUAAAGUUUUCAGCGCACCCUACACGCUGGAGGCGUUCAUUGACGGAGUGAGGUGUGAAACCUCUUCCGCAGUCAAAAUGGAGCUACUGACCGCCACAUUGAGGUUGUUUUUGUGCCGCCCUGCUGAAACUCAGGACAUGCUUGGAAGGCUGCUGCAUUACGGCAUAGCAGAAGAGGAGACAGACAUGUGUGUCCGUGAUCAGGCACUUCUCUACUACCGCCUCUUGCAAUGCGGGGUUGACGAGACACGUAAGGUGGUCCAAGGUCGGAGGUCAGACCCUUCCCUCGGUGUUCUUAUUGGACGUCCUGCAGAGCCCGUAAGUCAGUGGGCUCACAUCUUCAACACACUGACGCCUCUUUGCCAGAUCACAUCAGAAACCGAAUUAGUCAACAGUAGCUUUCAACACACAUCAUAUCAACCCAACUCUGACCUCUCAGAUGCUAUGAACGCCUGUCAACUUCAAAGCAUUGAAGAGAGUGUUGGGGAGCACACACAAUCGCCUUCAGACAUCCUGGUUACUAGCACUAUAGUCCCUCUCAGCUUACUUCCCACUUUAACUCCAGCGGAGUUUGAGCAUCUGUGGAUCCAAGGUAUUACGCAUACUGAGAAAGAGCAGGAUGGUGUUUGUAUGAUAGAACAUGUCCAGUGUCAUAAUGUCACUCACUCCUCCUCGCAAAGUUUUCAGGCUGCAAUGCAGUUGGUCAACAUCCAGACAUUGGCCUUCACGCCAAUAAAUGUACUCCCUUGGAGGGUUUAUCUGUAUACGCACACUGAAGCCCCUCCUUGCAGCACACUCAUACUGGGAGAGUUACUUUAUACUGGAAAUGCAAAUGAGGAAGAAGAUGCCUUUGAGCACACGAAGGGCUACCACGAUGCAAAUAUAAUUGUGGUUGGAGAACAAAUAGAGAGAAAGGCAAAUCAUGAAGAGGACGUCACAUUAGAAGGGAAGAACAAGAGUGAUUUGACAAAGGACAAUGGACAAGUAGCAAAACUAAAAGUGACUCUAAAGCAGAAACCGAGAGAUGACAAAGCUCUGAGGGGUUUCCUUUCCAUACUCACCACUGUACUUCAUACACUUUCUCCAGAGGGAGAAUGAAUGUUUUUAAUGCUUCUUACAUUUUCUCCCUGUCUUUGUUUAGAAACAUUUACUGUGUGAAAUAUUUACAUCCUGUUGUGGAUAUGGGUGUGACAAUACAGUCCCUGACAAAAGUCUUGUCGCUUAUCCAUUUUGUAGAAACAAUUGCUAAUAACCUGACUUUUAAUUAUUCAUUUGGUUUCAGAAAUGGCUCAUAU
Molecule: messenger RNA, 5425 nt
Organism: Corythoichthys intestinalis (scribbled pipefish)
Lineage: Eukaryota; Metazoa; Chordata; Actinopteri; Syngnathiformes; Syngnathidae
Gene: ap4b1
Product: adaptor related protein complex 4 subunit beta 1
Exons: 14
Coding region: 2790-5228 (812 amino acids)
Biological process (GO): intracellular protein transport; vesicle-mediated transport
Cellular component (GO): membrane coat; clathrin adaptor complex
Molecular function (GO): clathrin binding
Source: RefSeq, a predicted model, not a curated record